Molecule: messenger RNA, 837 nt
Organism: Knipowitschia caucasica
Lineage: Eukaryota; Metazoa; Chordata; Actinopteri; Gobiiformes; Gobiidae
Source: the annotation of a GenBank genome assembly
AUGGCGGAGUUUAUGGACCUAAAUUUGACUUUCUCUGGAGACAAAGCUGAGCUGCGGAAGCUGGUGGAUACAGCGGCACACUUGGGAUACUCUACUGUGGCCAUCAACUAUGUGUUUGAGCCAAACCCAAAGAAGAAAACUCCGGUGCCCAUUCCUGUUCCUGUGGCAAAGCUGGUCCACCCGCUGCCCGUGGUCCAGGGUUGCUCUCGGCCAAUCAGAAUCCUGAACAGACUGACCAUCAUGAUGUCUGACCCCAGCCACUACAGGGCCAGUUCUCCUGAAUACAAACACUUUGAUCUUCUGGCUGUUCAACCAAACACCGACAAACUGUUUCUGUCAGCCUGUAUGACGUAUGACGUGGACCUGAUCUGCUUCAGUGUGAGCGACAGACUCCCCUUCUUCUACAAGAGAGCGCCGGUGCAUGGGGCGAUGGAGCGAGGAGUGGCCUUUGAGGUGUCGUACGCUGCUGGGAUCAGAGACUCCACCAGGAGGCGCUACACUAUGGCCAACGCCAUGUUCCACUCUGAUAUCUGCAAAGGGAAGAACAUGGUGGUGUCCAGUGGAGCAGAGAGGGCGUUGGAGAUCCGAGGACCGUACGACGUCAUGAACCUAUCGCAGCUCUUCGGUUUGACGGAGCGACAUGGGAAAGACGCUGUGACCACAAACUGCAGAAGAGUGGUGCUCCACGCAGAGAGCAGGAAAACAGCUGGAGGAAUCAUCCGCACGUUUAGACGAGACGAAGCAACAGUCGGCACAUCUACAGUCGACACAUCUGGUGAAGAUUGUCCUGCGGCGAAGCGAGCAAAAACCCAGGACGACCAGGCGAUAGAAGCGUAA